UCGCAAAUCUCGCGAGGCUCGGAGCGGCGCGCCGGGAGCCGGGAGCCGGGAGCCGGCGGAGCCGCGAGCUGGGGCGGGAGGGGCACGAUGGCGGCCCAGGCGCUAGCGCUGUUGAGGGAGGUGUCGCGACUGGAAGCACCGCUGGAGGAGUUGCGCGCGCUUCACUCGGUGCUGCAGACCGUGCCGCUCAGCGAGCUCCGCGAGUUAGCGGCCGAACUGCGCCUUGGCCCGCUCUUCUCCCUGCUCAACGAGAACCAUCGGGAACAGAUCACUUUGUGUGUAUCCAUUCUGGAGAGAUUGCUCCAAGCUGUGGAGCCAGUUCACGUGGCCCGGAACCUCGGGGCUGACCUUCAGAGGGGACUGACUCACCCCAAUGAUUCUGUAAAAAUUCUCACUCUAUCCCAGGUCGGAAGAAUUGUUGAAAAUUCUGAUGCUGUUACUGAGAUUCUGAAUAAUGCUGAAUUACUAAAACAGAUUGUUUAUUGUAUUGGUGGAGACAAUCUGUCUGUAGCUAAAGCGGCCAUUAAGUCCCUGUCAAGAAUAUCACUAACCCAAGCUGGACUGGAGGCUUUAUUUGAAAGCAAUCUGCUGGAUGAUUUGAAAAGGGUAAUGAAAACAAAUGACAUUGUUCGAUACAGAGUGUAUGAGUUAAUUGUGGAGAUUUCUUCUCUGUCACCAGAAUCUUUAACCUACUGUACCACCAGUGGAUUGGUAACCCAGCUCCUCAGGGAGUUGACUGGGGAGGAUGUGCUGGUCAGAGCCACCUGUAUAGAAAUGGUGACGUCACUGGCAUAUACUCAUCAUGGACGACAGUACCUUGCUCAGGAAGGAGUAAUUGAUCAGAUUUCUAAUAUAAUUGUUGGGGCAGAGUCAGACCCUUUCUCUAGCUUCUAUUUGCCAGGAUUUGUGAAGUUUUUUGGAAACCUGGCUAUCAUGGAUAGUCCUCAACAAAUCUGUGAGCGUUAUCCUGUCUUUAUGGAAAAAGUCUUUGAAAUGACAGAAAGUCAGGACCCCACCAUGAUUGGUGUAGCAGUGGACACAAUUGGAAUCCUGGGAUCCAAUGUUGAAGGAAAACAAGUUUUACAAAAAACAGGAACUCGCUUUGAACGCUUGCUCAUGAAAAUAGGAUAUCAAGCAAAGAAUGCCUCGACAGAGCUCAAAAUUAGGUGUUUAGAUGCUAUUUCAUCUAUUUUUUAUAUACCGCCUGAGCAGCAGACUGAUGACCUCCUGCGGAUGACAGAAUCCUGGUUUUCUUCUUUAUCUCGGGAUCCUCUGGAGCUCUUCCGUGGUAUCAGUAAUCAACCCUUCCCUGAACUGCACUGCGCUGCCUUAAAAGUGUUCACGGCCAUUGCAAAUCAACCCUGGGCUCAGAAACUUAUGUUUAAUAGUCCAGGGUUUGUGGAAUAUGUGAUGGACCGGUCUGUGGAGCGUGACAAAGCUUCAAAGGAUGCUAAAUAUGAACUGGUGAAAGCACUUGCCAAUUCCAAGACAAUUGCAGAAAUCUUUGGGAACCCAAAUUAUUUGAGGCUCAGAACUUACCUGAGUGAAGGUCCAUACUAUGUGAAACCUAUCUCCACAACAGCCGUGGAAGGAGCUGAAUGAUUUCUUCUAGAGUUGAGACCACUUUUGACCAAAACUUCUCCUAAGGCAUUUGACUUCACCUGUAUUUUACAAAAGAGAGGCUUCCCUUCCCCCAGAAUUAUCAUGGAGUGUCUAAUGUAAUUAUAUCACUACAUCUGUGGUGUUUCUACAUGGAAACACAGUGUGGAACCAGGAAAGCAGGCAAACUUGGUCUUAAUUGCACCGAUGUUUUUCAGAUUCCUUUGACUGCCUUAAUCUUUCCAAGAAGAUGGUGUUUUUGUUCCCCCAGAAAUUUUCAUGGACUUACUCACUGUCUUAUUUAAAAUUCUGCUUCAAAUAGAUUGGAAACAAAUUGUUUCUGAAUUCUCUUUACCACCUUUUUUUUUUUUUUUUUUUCCUUUUAGGUCCUUUUCGCCUUUCUGAUUCCACUUUCAAAGUCUUGGGUAUAAAUAUUCUUUGAAGAACAAUAUGGAAUCUUGAAAUUAUGUUCUCCAUACUAAGAAUAAGUACUUUUAAUAAGGUGUCUUUGGGUUUUUUGUUACCAUUAUAUUCCUUUGGAAAAUGGACAAUAAAUCUUUUAAA
Molecule: messenger RNA, 2163 nt
Organism: Neomonachus schauinslandi (Hawaiian monk seal)
Lineage: Eukaryota; Metazoa; Chordata; Mammalia; Carnivora; Phocidae
Gene: PSMD5
Product: proteasome 26S subunit, non-ATPase 5
Exons: 10
Coding region: 88-1602 (504 amino acids)
Biological process (GO): proteasome assembly
Cellular component (GO): cytosol
Source: RefSeq, a predicted model, not a curated record